AUGGAUGGUGGUGACCGAAUAUUAGUUGCGGCGGGCCUCACGGCGGCGGUUGUUGUUGGUGCAUUCGUGCUGUGGGGUCCUGGUGGCGCCCCUAAAGUCCGCAAACGUAGAGGACAGAUAGCUGGCUUACAAAAUCUCGGCCGGACAUGUUUUCUAAAUACUUUGCUCCAGGCGCUUGCGGCGUGCCCUAGUUUUAUAGAGUGGUUGAAGAAAUACGCGAAAGCUGAUGGACAUAAUAGCAUGAUUACAACUCUGUAUACUGUAAUAGAAGUUGUCAAUGGCACUCAUGAGUCAGCUCGAGGGACACCAGUGUGUCCCCUUGGUGUCCUACAAGCUUUGCGAGCAGCGGGUUGGGUUGUGCCAGCCGAUCAGCAAGAUGCCCAUGAGCUGCUGCAUGUACUGCUCACCUGUAUUGAGGAGGAAACUGCUGCUAUGGCAAAAAAGCCUGGAUGUCUAUCAGACGCCUUAGGACUGGGCGGCGGAAAGGCCUGGUCCGCCCUGGCGUCUCCCGCGUCUCCGCCCUCGGGCUCCUUCGGCCCGCGACCCGCAAGACCGGCCUCCGCCGCUCCGGCUACCGAACCGGACUCGACCGAUCCAGACGAGCCCGAGACGGAGCCUCCACCUCUGCGCAAGGGCGUGUCGCGGUCCUUCUGUCAGCUGAGCGGCCUGGGCCGCCGCUGGGCCUGCGCGCCUUCUCGGCCUGCGCCAGCGCCGCCCUUCAACGGCACGCUCGCGUCGCGCACUCACUGCACCGUGUGCUCCACGAAGAGUCCAAUUCGCUACGACAAGUUCGACAGCGUGUCGCUAUCUAUGAGCGACGCCGGCACCGGUCCGGCCGGGAGCUACGCCUUGGCCGGCCUGCUGCGCGCCUUCACAUCCCCGGAGAUGGUGAGCGGACUGAGAUGCGGGCGCUGCGCCCCCCGGGCCGACGGCGCCGCGGACCAGACUACCAAACACAUCCGCACGCUCAGCUUCGGCAAGCUGCCGGCGUGCCUGUGCCUGCACAUCUCGAGGGUGGAGUGGGGCGUCGGCGGCCUCAGCAAGAGGGGCGAGUUCGUCGCCUUCCCCGAGACGCUCAGCCUAGCUCCCUUCACGGCGACAACUCAGAAUCGAGGAGUGGAUAUAUCGAUGGUACUGAGCGAGGCGCGUCUGCGCAGCGGGUUGUCGGCGCUGAAGACGGCGGGGGUGGAAGCGUCUGCGGGGGCGGAGCGCGCCCUGUACCGGCUGACGGCGGUCGUCGUGCACGUGGGCGGACCGAGGUCCGGCCACUUCGCUACGUAUCGCCGCGGGAACGGCUUCGAGAGCAAACGGUGGUGGUACACGUCGGACACGUUGGUGCACGAGGUGUCCCUGCAGGAGGUACUGCGGUGCUCCGCCUAUCUGCUCUUCUACGAGAGGGCGGACCCGCCCCUCAACACUCACUUCUAG
Pieris macdunnoughi is the source of this 1428-nucleotide messenger RNA. Lineage: Eukaryota; Metazoa; Arthropoda; Insecta; Lepidoptera; Pieridae. The record is from the annotation of a GenBank genome assembly.